ACCGUGACCGUGAACCCACAGCACACCGCGCGGCGCGGGCCGAGGAAGACUUGACGGGGACGCGCCACGUCGCCGUCUACGGGUCCUACCUCUCGUUCUCAUCACCAUCAUCAUCCAUCCGCGAGGGAGGAAGAGAGGAUAAAAUAAAGAGAGGAAUUCUGCCGAGGGGGAAGAGGAAGAGGAUAAACAAGUAGCGGGAGGGAGCGGUGGUGGUGGUGGGUGGCAGGCAGAUCCCGGAGCUCCGCGCGCAGGGAGCACACGCUUUUCGUCUCGUCUUCUCCCCUUUUCGAGAUCUCGCCAGUUGGGAUUUUGAAGCUCUGCUUCUUGAUACUCAUCUGAUCUGGUGGCUAUUUGUAUGAGUUCACAAGACAUUCGACAUGAAGCUUUUAGAAUACACCCCGUUCGACCGUGUAAAUGUGUUCCUCGAUCAACUAAACCUUGGUGAUUGUACAAUUAGGGGAAGCCUUGAAGCCUUCUCAUGCAAGCAUGCAGGAAAUGAUCGCCGGCUUUCAAUCAGCCUGGAACACGAGAUUCUUGAUUACCUUGGCAAGUCUUCUGAUAGUGAUCCUCCUUCACCUGUGGAGCAUUUGUCUUGUAGAUCCAGCCGGAAAACGUUGAUAUAUCUAGUUCUCACUCUUGGCCAUAUGUAUCCAGAUUAUGAUUUCAGUGCUGUUCGGGCACACCUAUUCUUCAAAGAAGAAGACAUGGAAAGUUUCAAGCAGAUGGUAGACAACUACUUAUCGGAGGCUUCUAGGCUCUGGGCAGCAAGAAAUGAAGGCAGUUCUCUUCUGGACAGUAUGACUAAAGCUAUUGAUGAGGUCAUCAAAAUCAGGGAGUGUGACAUCUACAGCUAUAACCCAGACUCUGACGGAGAUCCAUUUCUAGAGAAAGGGGCCAUAUGGUCGGUGAACUUUUUCUUCUACAACCGGAAGCUAAAGCGAGUAGUGAGCUUUCGCUGCUGCUGUACUAGCAAAUUUGCAGGAGAUGACUUCCUUGCUGGUGCACUCUCGGAUGGAGAGGAGGAAGAUGCGUUGAUCGACAUGGACAUAUGACUGACUCGGUUCGGCUAGGAACAUGACCAACCAACCAGUGUGACCUGCUUGUGUAAUAUACAGCUCGUAUGGCGACAGUUCCCGGUAGGAAACUACGUAUGGCGGCAGUUCCCUGUAGGAACUUUUAGUGUGACUUUGUUUGUCUGUUUGGAGAGCACACGCUUUUGGCCUCUAUUGUUUAUCGUCCAUGUUUGUAGAUACAAGAUUUAACUUCAGUCUGCCAAACUUCAACUGGCAUAGUUUGUCCCUUUGGUCUGGACUCUGGAGACAUGUUUCUAGGAAUUUGGCUUCAGUUUGCAGUCUUAUGUAUGUAAAUUGGAUUCUUGAAUUUGAACCAUUCUCUGUACUUAUCCA
Molecule: messenger RNA, 1406 nt
Organism: Aegilops tauschii subsp. strangulata
Lineage: Eukaryota; Viridiplantae; Streptophyta; Magnoliopsida; Poales; Poaceae
Biological process (GO): negative regulation of transcription by RNA polymerase III
Cellular component (GO): nucleus
Molecular function (GO): RNA polymerase III core binding
Source: RefSeq, a predicted model, not a curated record